Hordeum vulgare subsp. vulgare (domesticated barley) is the source of this 808-nucleotide messenger RNA. RefSeq names its product ER membrane protein complex subunit 6. Gene Ontology annotation, biological process: autophagosome assembly; protein folding in endoplasmic reticulum. Gene Ontology annotation, cellular component: endoplasmic reticulum; membrane; EMC complex. The transcript is spliced from 4 exons. Lineage: Eukaryota; Viridiplantae; Streptophyta; Magnoliopsida; Poales; Poaceae. Bases 91 to 426 code for a protein of 111 amino acids. The record is from RefSeq and is a predicted model, not a curated record.
CCGCCCCCGUACAGUCGAGCCGUCCAGAUCGCUGCCGUCCCAGACUCUCCGCCCCCAAAUCUCGCCCGGAAAAAGAGAGAUUUUGCGGCGAUGGCGGCGGCCGGCGGCACCUCCUCCGACGAUGUCCCCGUCAUCCAGGCGGAGAACCUCACCAGCAACGUCAGGUCCAUCCUCUACAGUCGGACAUUCUUGUCGAUCAUCAGUGGAGUUGUUGCUGGCAUCUGGGGGUUCACGGGUCUGACGGGUUUCGUCUUCUACUUUCUGAUAAUGAUGGUAGCAUCUCUUGGGCUCUUGGCAAAGUCAAAGUUCUCAGUCCACACAUACUUCGAUAGUUGGAGCAGGAUUUUAGUUGAAGGAGUUUUGGCCGGCCUUAUGUCCUUCGUGCUGUUCUGGACAUUCGCGUACGAUAUCGUCCACAUCUUCUGAGUUCUGAUGGAAGGAGAGUCUGAUGAGCACAUCAACAUGCCGCACCUUCUGAUGGGAGGAGCUAAUGUGAGAUGAACCAAGCAUAUGCAAGAUUUCCCCUAACAUGAUGGAACAAAGGAGUCUCCUCUUUAUUAUCCAUUUUUGUUGUUAGUUACUUUUACUGUCUAGUUUGGUGAACUGCAACCUUGUAUAUGCCUAUUUGAUGGCUGGUGUAUCAGAUAUCACGGUGUAAGCACCACACACUUGAAUUCAUUUACGGAUGUCGUAGUUCCCGUGAUGAUCGGAAACAGUUAUACUGCUCUAUUUAUUUCCCGUCUUCAUGGCUUAAUGCUGUCGAAUGGCUCGAAGUGAAAGCACUAUUCAGGCAUGAUUGACUUCUAAA